AUGAAUAGGUUCACUAAGGAGGCGCUCAAGGUCCCGGAUUUAGACCAGAAAGUAGCUAUGAUUGCCCUACAGCAAGGAACCACGGAUGAUAAUUUCCGCCGAUCACUAGCCAAGAGGGCCCCUGAAAAUAUGAAUGAGCUCCAGGAGAGGGCCGGGAAGUAUAUCAAGGCUGAGGAAAGCCUGAAGAAAUCUCAGAAUAACCAGGGACCGACCCCGAACCCAAAGAAACGUGGAAACGACACCGAGUACAACGCGGAUAGUAAGUAUUCAAAGACAGGGGAUGGUGAUAAGUCCCCCACCAAAAAGAAAGCAGGACCGAGGUUCACUGAGUUUCAUAAGGAUACAGGACAUAAGACCGAUGAUUGCCGGCAGUUGAAGGAUGAGAUCGAGUUUUUGAUCCAAAAAGGCAAGCUGUCCAAGUAUACUAGGGAUACGGACAAGAAUCCCCGUGACAAUGACAACCGUGGAAGAGACAACGAUGAUAGGAAUAAGAGAAACCAGCCAAGAGGGCCUGUGAUCAAUGUAAUCUCUGGAGGACCGACCGCAGCAGGCCUAUCUAGUAACUCACGAAAAGCUUAUGCUCGUGAAGUGAUGUACAUUGUUGGAGAGCCCCCGAAGAGGGCAAAAAUUGAGUUUGCUUUAGCAUUCGACAAUUUAGAUCUUGACAGAGUUAAAUUUCCCCAUGAUGAUCCUUUGGUAAUCACCCCGGUGAUUGGAAACUCUUCUGUAAAAAGGGUACUCGUUGACGGUGGAGCCUCAGUAGAUAUCUUAUUUCAUGAUGCAUAUGAGAAGAUGGGAUAUUCAGAUUCGCAAUUGACACCUUCAGAUAUGCCUAUAUACGGCUUUAAUAACGUGGAGACAAAGAUUGAAGCAAUCCCAUCCACCUACCACUUGAAGAUCAAAUUCCCUACCAAGAAUGGGGUGGGAGAAGAGAUAGGAGAUCAAAAAAUGGCUAGAAGUUGUUAUGUGGGGGCUCUGAAAUCUGGAGGGACCGGGGGGCAAGUUCUCCCAAUUGAGGACUUGGAUGUCCGAGAGGAAGAGGAAAGGAGAGGAAAGCCAGCUGAGGACUUGGUUCCCUUCUCCCUAUAUCCAGAUGAGCCCGAGAAGGUGACCUAUGUAGGGGCGUCGCUCCCCGAGGAUAUGAAAUCCGAAUUUGUGAAAUUCUUGAGGAACAACCGGGAUGUGUUUGCUUGGACCGCAGCCGAUAUGCCAGGGAUUGAUCCCCUCUUUAUGACACACACGCUUAACGUAAGCCCAGAUAGAAAACCCGUGAAACAAAAGAAGAGAAGUUUUGCCCCUGAGAGGCAGGAAGCCAUAAAACAGGAGGUCGAUAAGCUUUUGGAAGCAGGUUUUAUAGAGGAAAUCCAAUUCCCAGAAUGGCUAGCUAACCCAGUCAUGGUCAAAAAAGCUAAUGGAAAGUGGAGGAUGUGUGUAGACUUCACAGAUUUGAAUGAUGCUUGUCCUAAGGACUGUUUUCCUCUCCCAAGAAUAGAUACUCUGAUCGAUGCUACAGCUGGGCACGAGAUGUUGAGCUUUAUGGAUGGAUUUAGUGGAUACAACCAGAUCCGAAUGAAUAAGGACGACAUUCCUAAGGUAUCAUUCAUCACUGAUUUUGGUAUCUUUUGUUAUUUGGUUAUGGCGUUUGGUUUAAAGAAUGCAGGAGCCACAUAUCAACGCCUGGCAAAUAAGAUGUUCAAACAUCUGAUUGGAAAAACCAUGGAGUGUGCCUUUGGAGUUGGGUCUGGAAAAUUUUUGGGUCUGAUGGUCUCAAAACGUGGAAUUGAGGCCAACCCCGACAAGAUAAAGGCCAUCCUUGAUAUGGAGCCGCCUAAGUCUAUAAAAGAUGUUCAAAAGCUAACAGGAAGAAUCGCGGCACUAGGACGUUUCAUCUCGAAGUCCGGGGAUAAGUGCUUGCCCUUCUUUAAGGCUUUGAAGAAAGUUAAAGAUUUUGAAUGGACAAGUGAGAGCCAAGAGGCCUUUGAGCAGUUGAAGAAGUAUAUGGCAGAGCCACCACUCUUAUCAAAGCCCGUGGAUGGAGAAACAUUAUAUGUCUACUUGGCUGUCUCUGAGAAAGCACUGAGUGCGGUCUUGGUUCCUUCAAGAAAGCUGAGGCCUUACUUCCAGGCUCACAAAAUUGAAGUCUUGACAGACCAGCCCCUUAGGAACAUAAUGCAUAGCCCGAAGGCUAGUGGGAGAUUAAUCAAAUGGGCAGUAGAGCUUGGGGAAUUUGAAAUUCGAUACAAACCACGGGUGGCAAUCAAGGCUCAAGCUCUAGCUGACUUCCUCGUUGAAUGCACCAUCGACAACAAGGAAGUCGGGGGGCAGGAGAGUAUGGUAGAGGAACCCAAAGAAGAGGAGAAGCCUAAAGAGUAUUGGUUACUAUUUUUUGACGGAGCUUCAAAAACAAAAAAUAGUGGGGCAGGGCUGGUGCUCCGAAGCCCGGAUGGCUUCACGGUUGAGUACGCGAUCAAGUUAGACUUUCCAACUACCAACAAUGAAGCUGAGUAUGAGGCCCUUAUAGCUGGAUUGGGAUUGGCGAGAACCCUGAGGGUUAAAAACCUGAAAGUAUGUGGGGACUCAAGACUUGUGGUGUCACAGGUUAAUGGAGAAUUUGAGGCACGAGAAGAAACAAUGCUGAAAUACUUAAGGAUUGUGAAAGCCCAGAUGACGCAAUUUAAAGAAUGUUUGGUAGAACAUAUACCUAGGGAAGAGAAUACAAAGGCUGAUGCCUUAUCCCAGUUUGCAUCCUCAGAGAAUGAGGUGUGCUCGGGAAGUGUUUACUAUCAGGUUUUGAAAACCCCAAGUAUCAAUGCCAAGCUGGUAGCCCCAAUCGACACGGGGGCCACUUGGAUCGAUGAGGUCAAAACGUAUCUCGAAACUGGACAUCUACCACCUGAUGCUGGGGAAGCACGAAAACUACAAGUAAGAGCUUUAAAGUAUGCACUCAUUGAAGGGAUUCUCUAUAAGAAAUCUUUUGUUAUACCUUAUUUGAAGUGUUUAAGGCCGGAUGAGGCCCGGGAAGCCUUGAAAGAGGUCCAUGAAGGAAUCUGUGGCCAGCACCUAGGCGGGAGAGCCUUGGCUCACAAAAUUACUCGCCUUGGGUUCUUUUGGCCAAAUAUGCUGAAGGAUGCGAAGGAUUAUGUUAAGAGAUGCGAUCGUUGUCAGAGAUUUGCACCUGUUGUGCGCCAGCCCCCAGAGAUGCUGACAUCCAUUAACUCCCCGAUUCCCUUUGCUAUGUGGGGGAUGGACAUCCUAGGGCCGUUUCCACUCGCCAGUGCUCAAAGGAAGUUUUUGAUAGUGGCUAUUGACUACUUUACCAAGUGGAUUGAGGCCAAACCCCUGGCCAAGAUAACCACCAAGCAAGUUGCUCAGUUCUUUUGGGAAAACGUCAUAUGCAGGUAUGGCAUACCCCGAGUCUUGGUUACUGACAAUGGAGCUCAGUUCAACAAUCCAGAGUUUGUGGGAUACUGUAACGACUAUAGCAUUGAGCUACGAUUCACUUCGGUUGCCCAUCCUCAAGCCAAUGGGCAAGCUGAAGUAGCCAACAGGAUAAUCCUUGAUGGGCUAAAGAAAAGAGUCGAGAAAGCGCAUGGGUCUUGGGCUGAAGAGAUUCUCCCUAUACUAUGGGCAUAUCGAACAACCUGCAAGGUCUCCACAGGAGCAACCCCGUUCCAGUUAGCUUACGCGGCUGAAGCCGUAGUGCCACUUGAGAUAACUCAUACCUCCCCCAGGGUCCAGCAGUAUGAGCCCGAAGCCAAUGAGGAAGGAAUGAGACUCGCACUCGACAUGAUCGAUGAGGUCCGUGAUGAGGCUAACGCCAGGAUCGUUGAGAGCCAAAAACGAGCUUCCUAUUACUAUAAUCUCCGAGUCAAGGAACGAUUCUUCAGAAAAGGGGAUUUAGUCCUAAGGAAAGCUGAGGCCUCAGGAGUUGGUCCCAAGGGAAAGAUGGCCCAAAACUGGGAAGGUCCGUAUCAGGUGAAGGAUGUUAUUGGUCGCGGCUCGUACAAGCUUCAGACCCUGGAUGGAGUUGAGUUUCCAAGGAGUUGGCAUGCCACCAACUUGAAGAUUUAUUAUAUUUGA
This is a messenger RNA of Daucus carota subsp. sativus, 4080 nucleotides long. RefSeq lists its product as uncharacterized. Gene Ontology annotation, biological process: DNA integration. Lineage: Eukaryota; Viridiplantae; Streptophyta; Magnoliopsida; Apiales; Apiaceae. Gene Ontology annotation, molecular function: RNA-DNA hybrid ribonuclease activity; nucleic acid binding. The transcript has 5 exons. Bases 1 to 4080 code for a protein of 1359 amino acids. The record is from RefSeq and is a predicted model, not a curated record.